Toxoplasma gondii ME49 is the source of this 5903-nucleotide messenger RNA. RefSeq lists its product as hypothetical. The transcript is spliced from 17 exons. The record is from RefSeq and is a predicted model, not a curated record. Bases 1 to 5652 code for a protein of 1883 amino acids. Gene Ontology annotation, biological process: nuclear membrane organization. Gene Ontology annotation, cellular component: nuclear envelope. Lineage: Eukaryota; Apicomplexa; Conoidasida; Eucoccidiorida; Sarcocystidae.
AUGGAGGACGACGAAGAUUUGUCGAUCCCCAACAAAAAAACCCGUCGCCUUGUACGACCUCAACUGGACGACAGCGACGAUGACUCGCAGAAGAGGUGCUCCCCUUCUUCUUUUUCUCCGGGCAACGGAGGAAGAGACCGGAACGGGGACAGACACGAAGGAGACACAGAAGGGCAAGGAAAAGCCUCUCGCCCCGCCUCCGAAACGCCUUCCCCUCAGUCUGGAUCUCCGAGGAAAGAUGCGACCGUGAAGAAGAAGAAGCGCUGGGUGAAGAGGCAAGAAAGCGAGAAAGAAGAAAGCGAGAAAGAAGAACGCGAGGAAGAAGAAAGCGAGAAAGAAGAUAGUGAGGAGGAGGCGAGUGAAGGUAAAGGAGAAGAUUCGAGGCUCAAGGACUGGAAUGCCUUUGCAGCUGAGAUGAGAGCAGAAGAAGACAGCGCAGAUGAAGUGAAGAAACGCAGGGAAAAAGGACGGAGGAGGAAGGACAAGAAGAAGAGGUUAGAGGUCCUCCGCCGCAAACUGCAGAACGACGGCAAGAAGGAGAGCAGAAAAUCGAGAAAACUCGCUGAAAGCGAAGGCGACGGCUCUGCCUCAGCAGAUGACUCUGAGGAGACUGCCGGUUCCUCCGACGACAGCGAGAAGACAAGUGCGUCGCAGUCUUCUGCCUCGUCGCUGUCGUCGGAGGACGAAGAGGACGCACUGUCGGACGACUCCGCUCUCUCCGGAAAGGGCCGAGGCAAACGGAGAGGCCAAGGUCGUGCGAAGGAGAGACACUCGCGAGGAGAAAGCGACACCGAUACGCUCGCCGGAGAGGACCUCGAAACCGCUGCAUGCACUCUCGAGGACGCUCUCGCCUGGUGUUUAGACACCAUCGUUCAGGAGGAGGAACAGGGAAAUCCUUUUGGAAGAAAAAACGUCACUCGAGAGGACAUGGCCUUUUUGCGACGCACCGAACAGCUCCGCUGGGACGACGAACUCACUCUUGGAGGCGUUAGAUCUCUGCUGGAGGCCUUCGAUUUCCAGACGCCGCGGCCUGUCGUGACACCCCAGCUGAGUGUGUUGACGAAGGAGCAGAAGUCGAUUAUUUUCCUCGAUUUUCCGAAUGAAAUGUACAAGACGGAGUAUCUGCACUUACGCGUUGUUGACUGGAGGUCGAGGCGCGUAGUUGUGGCAAACCUCGUCAAAUGCGCGACGCAGCAGCUGGCAGCCUGGCGCGAGUUCGAUCGUUGGUCGCAGGAGACGAAGCGAUUUGGUGCGACGCGAGAAGAAAAAGUCAACAAGCUGUUUCAGUGCAGAGUCGCGGAGCCUCGUGGAUUGAGGAAGCUUCAACAUCUCCUUUUGAGAGCCGAGCAGUGCGGCCUCGUGGAGAGAACCAAGUCGCUCGGUCUUCGUCGAUGUCUGAACAUUCCUGCGUCGCUCCUCUCCCAGCCUGAGCGGAGCCGAAACGGUCCAUGCAACGUCAAAAAUGAGAAGGACGAAAAGGCGCAAGUGUCUCCAGGAUCAGACAAACCUCGACCUGAGCCUCCUCGAAAUGAAAACGCACCUGUCGGUUUCCUCUCCUCCCCCUCAUCUUCCCCUCCUUCUUCCUCUUCUUCCUCUUCUUCCUCUUCUUCCUCUUCUUCCUCUUCUUCUUCCUCGUCUUCUGCUUUGCCUCCGUCCUUUCUGUCUUCCGUGUUUGGGGAGAGUGCUGGAGACUCUCUCCUGCCGGGAGGAGACAGUUCUUUCUUGCUCGAGGACGGCCUGUUUCGCGACGACGCUGGAUUGUUUGACGAAGAAGACUGUCCACUCUUCGACGCCUACGACCUCUCCAGUCGGUGGAGUGUCUCGGCCGACACGAGACCGGCAGGAGGCUGGGGGGCUCUCAAACGAUCUGUCAACGAGGGAAGCGGAAAUGGAAAAGCCGUGAAAAGUCGUGACCAAAUUGCAAGGGAAGUGGAAGACAUGAAGCUGCGAGAGAAAGAGUUGAAGAGACAGCGACGGGAGAGACGAGACGAAGAGAAGAAAGAUGCGCGCAGACAGGCGAUAAAACAUCAGUGGAGAGAACUUCAACGCAUCGCCAGAUGCACACACGAAGGACCACGCUUCCACCAUCCUCGCGAGGAGGAACAUGUGAAAGGACAGGAAGAAUACACCUCCAGAUACCGAGUUUUCGCUCGAGAAGAACUGGUGUACAUUCGACCGCCUCAAGAGGUGCAGAACAAUCCGCGCGAGGCGCUUGAUCUCUACCUUGCGCAGCUGCGCCGCAUGCGUCAACUCAUGGAGACUCCUCACAAACUGAAAUUGGCGGCGAAAUUCGGCCUCGUCGCGCUUCAGGCGAGCUCGGACUCUCUGGAGGCGCCGGCCGUCAAACGUCUGAGAGCAACCACACCCUGGCUGUCAGCGAGCGAAGAGGACGCGAAAGAACGAGACGAGCAGGAAAACGCGUGGAAAGCGAUGGCGUCUGCCAUCGGCCAAGAACCUUGGCAAAUACCACAGCACUUCAUUCCGGUGUCGAUCCAGCCACAGUGGCGCGAGAAGAAGAGACAGGAAGAAGAGGAGCAGAAACGCAGAGAAGAACAACGAGCAGAAGAAAAAAGAAAAAGCGAACUCGCUGCUGCUCUCGACAAUCCCAGAAGCCGCAGCAACAGUCCCGUCAAAGUGAAACUCUCCACACCUUCCUUGUCUUCUUCCUCUUCUUCCUCUGCUUCGAUUUCAUCUCCUUUGAGUUCGAGGAAAAGAGACAAGAGUUCUGUUCUCGCAGGUGCCUCUCCUCCAGCCUCUCGCCGCGGUUUAUCUUCGGAGAAUCCCACCGCCCUCGCUACGCCUCAGAGCAAGAAAAGGAGCCUAGUAAGAAGACACAGCUUUGAAGACAUUGCUUCUUCCUCCUCUUCCUCCUCUUCCUCUUCUUCCUCCUCUUCCUCUUCUUCCUCUGCUUCUCCAGAGCAAAGGGGGCUAGUUUCGGCUGCAGGCGAGGCGGCUGAGGAGAGAACAGAGAGUCCUUCGUCUGCGAGGUUGACAGAGAAGAGAAAAGGCGAGAGAGAGGAAGAGGUAACGGAGAACGCACAACGCGAGGCAAAGACGGCAGAAUUUCUCGCAGAGGAGGGAGAAAAGACAAGGACUUCUCGCGUCGACCAAGAAGAAAGCAAUUCGCCGUCGCCACUCCGAGGGAUGGACGGAGGCCGUGGACAGAAAGCGACGAUGGAGGAGAGAAAUCCAGAAGAAACUGAGACCCGUGAGGAAGACGUAACACACGUCGCAGCAGCGGACAGCUCAACGCAGAGCUUUCUUCGCGUUCCCGAAGCGGCCUCUCCAAAUUCCACUCCCUCUUCUCUCUCCAAUUCUGCUUCUUCUCUCUCCAAUUCUUCUUCUUCUUCUCUCUCCAAUUCUUCUUCUUCUCUCUCCAAUUCUUCUUCUUCUCUCUCCAAUUCUUCUUCUUCUCUCUCCAAUUCUUCUUCUUCUCUCUCCAAUUCUUCUUCUUCUCUCUCCAAUUCUUCUUCUUCUCUCUCCAAUUCUUCUUCUUCUCUCUCCAAUUCUUCUUCUCUCUCCAGUUCUUCUUCUUCUCUCUCCAGUUCUUCUUCUUCUCUCUCCAAUUCUUCUUCUUCUCUCUCCAAUUCUUCUUCUUCUCUCUCCAAUUCUUCUUCUCUCUCCAGUUCUUCUUCUUCUCUCUCCAGUUCUUCUUCUUCGCUCUCCAAUUCUUCUUCUUCUCUCUCCAAUUCUUCUUCUUCUCUCUCCAAUUCUGCUUCUUCUCUGUCCAGUUCUUCUUCUUCGUCUUCCUCUUCUUCGGGGACUGCUCGGUGCGCGUUUGCCAAGGAGAGAGGUCCUCGGCAGAUGAAACUGACGGAACUCUUUCGUUUUACACUCGACAGAGCAAGGAAGAAGAAUUUCGCUCUCCCCUCCCGCGCGUCCCUGCUGGCCAGCUUGAGCGGCCCAAACACCACGCGCGCCUCCUUCGACCCGGGCGCCAUGUUGGACGACGACGGCGAGGCCCUGUCAAAGCAACUGAAGAAGAGGAAGAACAAGAGACGUCUGAUGACGGACGAGGACGAAGAGCGCGAAGCGAGCGGCUCAGGCCGAGAAGGCGACAUGGCAACUGAGCAAGAACGCUCGAGACAAAGCACAGACUCGGCUGGCGAAAGAGAACAGAAGAAGCGAAAGCUUGCAAUGGAAGACAGCGAAGAAGCGCCAGAGCACGAAGAACGAGAAGGAGAGAAAGACGAGGGAGAGAAAGAAGAAGGAGAGAAAAAGGAAGAGAACGAAGAGAAGGAAGAAAGUAAAACCGAGAAGACGUCGUUCGCGCGUCGGCUUCUGGACGAGGCGCGCUUAGCGCGGAAGAAGGAACGAAGACGGCAAAUGAAGGAGUUAAUCAAGCAAAUGACGGAGUUCGAGGCAGAGGAAAACGACGAAGAACUCGAGGGAGACGAAGAAUACAAGUCCGCGCUCGCAGAACUCCGAAGUCGACUGAUGGAACAGGACGAAGAAGAGAUGACGGACAGUGAUGACGAAGACGAAGAGUUUCUCGAGGGUCUGUUUGCCGCCAAGGAGGACGAAGCGUUCGAUGCAGAGGUCGAAGACACUGAGGCUAUGCAAAGGAAACUACGCCACGAUUUAGAAGAAAGAGAGGAUAAAAUCUACGAGAGGCUCAUAGGCCGCUUCCAAAAGGGUGGUGCCAGCGCCGUGGAGUUGACGGAGGCCGAGCGACGCGAACUUGAGGAGGAAGAGAGAAGACGCCGCGAGCGUCUGCAGCGCAAGAAGCGCGGAGACGAGCACUUGGCGGGCAUCGAACUCGACGACUGGUUGUCGGACGACAGCGAAGACAGCUCGUCUUCAUCGGAGGCGGAGUCUGAGGACGACAACGCCUCUGCCGCUGCGUUCUCCUCCCAUGUUUCCACAUGGUCCUCCCUAGACAAAGGUCCUCCACCUCUCUCUCUUCUCUCUUCUUCUCUCCCUUCUCUUUCUUCUUCUCUCCCUUCUCUCUCUUCUCCUCUCGUCAAUCCUUCGCUGCUGGUCGCGCAGUGCAGGCAGAACGCAGAGAGGAGAAAGAAGAUCCUGGAGAGGAGAGAGAAGAAGAGAAGUGGAGAGGCCGAGAAAGCCGCAGAGCAAGGUCGCAAGGCUGGCGGACGCUCGGGAAACAGCAGUCCCCGGAGACAGCUUGGCGCAGGUCGCAGCGACCGACGAGAUGAAGGCUUCGAUGGAAAAGAAAAUCGAGAGCGAGACGGAGAGAAGAGAAACCGAGAGCGAGCCAGAGAGAAGAGAAACCGAGAUGCGGGGCUUGGAUUGGAGAAGCGAGACUCAGGUCUGUUGUCUGCGGGUACAGUCGAGAGAGAGAAAAAGAAAGAGAAAUCUGCGGGUCCGCUUUCCUCUUCCAGGACCUCGCAUGCGACGAAAACCAGUGGUUCCCUCAAGGCGCGCAUGUCCAGCGCAGGAGGCUCGUUUUUCUCUUCUUUCGGCUCAUUCGGUUUGAACAGUUAUUCAUGCAGCGUCCGAUUUACGGACGACGACAGCUUUGGAGUUCGAGGAGAUUUCGACAACAGUUUCAGUGGAAGAGGACUGCAGGCCGGACUGCCGCCUCGCGGCGCGGCUUCCAGUGCGACGAGACCGCGGAGUCCAAGCGAGCGCAGUUCUCUCAAGGGUGAGAAGCGCAAGUCGACAGGUUUUGCUGGGCUGCUCAAACGGUGAUCGAGGCAGAUGUGUGACAGCGAUGGCGCAUGCGAGAGAGAAAGGAGGGACAAGAGAUCUCUCGAAAUGUGAAACGCGGAAAAAAGCGGAAAACAAAUCGACAGCGAAACUCUCCGACGUGCUCCAGUGGAUGCAUGCAGAAAGCGUGACGUCAGAGAAAAUUUGAAACGAGAAUCGAAUUCGGGUGUCGCUUCCUCCACAAACGUGGAAGAGUGCAAGAAACGAGACAAAAGCAAAGGAGUUCUUCUCGG